ACAUUCGUUCGGCGCGCACGCGUUCCAGUCAGUCGUUGUCGUUCGUCGUUUCGUGCGUUUGGCGCCCGUCCGGAAUUCGAAUCAUUUAAAUAGAGUCAAACCGUUUUUCAUCACUCGCUCCCUCCCUUUCGAGAGUGAACCCCCGAGUGCGUGCGUCGCCGCGAGUGUGUGUCGUGACGAAAAAUUCGAUCGCCGCCCGUGACAUGGAUAAUACUCGAUAACUGCAAUUCCCCGAGGACUCGUACAGGUGCAUCACGCAACAGCGGAGGUCUCGACGAUAAGGAUGGAUCGUCGACGGUUUAUAGCCGCAGCGUGGACUCCGCUACUGCUCCUGCUCGUCUUGGACAAAGGAUACCGACAUGGCGUUUAUGCCAAACCAGGGCUAUGUGAGAUGGAAACUGGCCAAGGAAACAUUGUGCUGGACAUCGAAGAAAGUCGUGGGUCUCAAAUAAAUCAACCCAUCAAACCGGCCGAAUUACCGAUCAUAGGAGAUCCGUACACUGAAAUAUCUUUGGAUUUACUUUUUCCGACUAGAAACCCAACGUUCACGUUAAUCGGAAAACAUAUCCAACUGACUCAGCCUCUGGACAGAGAUGCGGAAAACUUGUCCCACAUCGUAUUUCAGGUUACGUGUGUGGUAAGGUCUACCAACAAAAAGAGGACCAUACCCAUAAUAGUCCGCACGACCGACAUUAACGACAAUGCACCAGUGUUUUUGGAUACUCCGUACCAAGUAUCGGUUCCCGAGUUGACAACAGUCGGCACAUCUGUAGCAGCUGUGAAAACAGUGGACGCAGACACCGGUGUCAACGCUCUAGUCGAGUACUUGGUGAUUCCCGGAAACGUACCGGAAGAAGAACUCCAAAAAGGUAGAGUCAGCGAUGGCGUCAAACACUUCAAGAUGAAGUCUUCCAAUUCUGGCGAAAUAAUACUACAGAAAGGCCUGGACUUUGAAAAAGUUCAAAAAUACUUCGUAACGAUCCAAGCAACGGACCGAGCCAAGAAUCCCGAAGACAGACUUACGUCGACGACCACGCUUACGGUGAUGGUGAAAGACGAAGACGAUCAGGACCCGUCGUUCAACUAUCAAGGAUGCACGGUUCAAGACGGAGCUUGCAUAAAUCCGGAAUAUCACACCACCGUUGCCAGUGGUGUAAAUUCUGGAGUCCUUACGAUAAGGCCAGAAAAAAUACAAGCUGUAGACAUGGAUUCUUUGAAUUAUCCAAUUGAGUAUACGUUUCUUGAUGGGUCUCCGGCAUUUUACGCAGAAUACUUCACCAUCGAUCCUCAGUUCGGUACUGUGAAACAAAUAAAAGCAGUAGACACUAGUUUGACGAAGAAAUUUUCAAUAACUGUCAAGGCUGAAGAAGAAUCAUCCAAUCAUAGAUCAACCACGGCUAAAUUAUACAUUGAAGUAAAACCUGUCGAUAUCAAUCCACCUGUUAUACAUAGUUCUGCUGUUGACGAAGGAUAUGGAUUUGUAGAAGAAAACUCACCUGUUGGUACAAAAGUUUUAGAUAAGAACGGACAACCAAUCAUGUUAUCCGUAACCGACGACGAUUUGGGACCAAAUGAUCCUAAAGUAACUUAUGCGUUUGAACUCACAACAAAUUCUUUUAAUGUGGAUUCCGAUGGAUAUAUUUAUGUAAAUGAAGAAAAAUUAGACAGAGAUCCGCCAAAUCCUGGAAAAUACCGUUUUCAAAUAGUAGCUAGGGAAGUCAAUGGACACGCUGGUAGCAUUCCAUGCCUAAUGACAGUGUUCUUGAAAGAUGUGAAUGAUAAUCCUCCACGAAUGCCAAUGUUGUCUCCGAUCACAAUCCAAGCUGGAAAUUCUAGGCGUCAACUUGUCCAAAUUAAAGCAGUGGACAACGACGAAGGUCAAAAUGCUAAUGUGUCGUAUAGUAUAUAUCAUGUAUCGAACCAAGGCCACAGUAAGUUUCAUAUUGAUCCAAUAACUGGUUGGAUUGAAACCACUGGUCGAAUGAUGGCUGGCGAUCAGUAUAGUAUAACUGUCCAAGCUACUGAUUCGGGAGGUUUAUACACCCAAAGUAUUGUCGAAGUUGUUGUAAUAGCAGGACCAAAUACUAAAUCGCCAGUAUUUUCACAAUCUUCAUACGAAGUGACUGUCAGUGAAGGAUCACCAAUAAACACAACAGUUAUCCCUUUGAAAGCCAUUGAUCCUGAAAAUGAUCCCGUCACUUACGCUAUCUUAUCAGGAAAUGAUUUAAGGCAAUUUACAAUAGGUGAAAAAACUGGAAUAGUCAGUGUUUUACGAAAAUUAGACCGUGAAGAGCUGACUCGUUAUCAAUUGUUAAUCAAAGCACAAGACGAAGGAGGACUUUCGAGUACAACAACAUUAAAUAUAAAAAUUAGUGAUAUUAAUGAUAAGAAUCCGGAAUUCAUUGGUGCCCCGUAUGAGUUUUCGGUGGACGAAGGUUUAGACGGAGCCCCAGUGGGACAAGUAGAAGCUGUAGACGGAGACGAAGGAAUAAAUGCUUUAGUUCAUUAUUCGUUGCCAGACGAUUUGCCAUUUUUAAUUGAUGUCAACACAGGACACAUACGUACUGCUACAGCAUUGGACUAUGAAAAAAACAAUGAAUAUAAAUUUGUGGUCACCGCCAAAGACGGAGCGCCAGAUCCACGUAUCGGAACUGCUUCUGUGACAGUUUCGGUUAAAGACGUUGAAGACGAAAUUCCACUAUUUCAUAAGACAUUAUACGAAGCAAAAGUACCAGAGAAUGCCCCUGAUUUCCUAGUUACUCAAGUGCACGCCGAUGAUCCCGAUACAGUGAAACGAGUGACUUAUGUAAUAAAACAAGGACCUUCAGAAUUAUUUACCAUCGAUCCGACUACUGGGACGAUUAGAACACUUAGAGGUUUAGAUUACGAGAAAGACAGUCAGCAUACGCUAAUCAUCGGAACAUUGGAAAAUUCAAAUCAAACACACGGCGCCACGACGAAAGUGAUUGUGAACGUAGAAGAUCGCAAUGACAUCCCACCAGUGUUUCUAACCAUACCUUCACCUGUAACACUUGACGACGAUGUAGCCAUUGGAACUAAAGUCACGACUCUUUUAGCUACUGAUUCGGAUGGAACAUCCCCAGGAAAUAAGGUACGGUAUGAAUUGAGCGGCCGUGGGAAGGCCUUAAAGUAUUUCCACAUAGACCCAGAUCUUGGUGUUUUAUACGUACGUGGUGAUCUACAAAAAGAACCCGAUAAUGAAUACCAGGUGGAUGUAAAAGCUUAUGAUUUGGGCGAACCUCAGCUCUCGUCAGUGACAUCAGUAACAAUAUUUGUUCGUCGUGUCACGACUCCAAUACCAGAAUUGGGAAUGGGAUUCUCAGACGAUUCGUACUCCGCUCGAGUUUUAGAAUCUGCCGUUGCUGGUACUUUAGUUAAAGUCCUGACUGUCGUACACCCAAGACCAUCGCUACCCCUUCCUCUCGUGUGUACAAUAGUUUCCGGAAACUCUGAAGAUGUUUUUACAAUAAACGUCACAACUGAGAAAAAUUGUGAAGUGCGUUUAAAGGAAACGAAAUUAGAUCACGAACACGCAGAGAGUUAUCAACUGAAAAUACGUCUCGACACGCUUGCCGGAGUCGUUAACCCGACAAAAAGCACUACUAUGUUGAACGUGCAAGUGAUCGACAUUAACGACAACGUGCCCACGUUUGUGUAUCCGGAAAGCAGCAAACGCUACGCCAAGAACGCAUAUUACGGAGCAGUGGCGGCCGACGAGGAAAUUGGCAGUGCGGUGUUGCAGGUGAAAGCGGAGGACUUGGACGGAGGAAAAUUAGGUGAUGUGAGAUACGAGUUGGCCGACGACGACGACCAGAACUCGGCGAAAGGUCCUUAUUUCGCCGUCGACCCGAAGACCGGCAUCGUGAAAACCCUGAGGACGCUGACCGACGUGCUUCAGCGGAACUUGCCGUUCCGACUAGUGGUCACGGCGCGGGACAACCCGGGGGCCACGAAUCCCAGCGACUACAACACGGCCCAAGCACACGUCGUCAUAAACGUGAUCAAAGACCAACACCGCUUGGUGAUGGCCAUUGACGGCGCUCGUCCGGACGUCGUUAAAUCGUCCGAGCACAAAUUGAUAGACGUGCUGGAAAAACAACUACAGCUGAUCGUGGGCGGCGAGAGAGUGUCGGCCAAGCAGUACAGGCGGAGAGACAACCUGACCGUGGAGACCGACCCCAGCUCGACCGAUUUCUGGUUUUACGUCGUGGACCCUGCCAGCGAGACGAUUUUGGAACGAAACGACACCAAAGUGGUCAGGUCGAUACUGAACAAAGAUUCCGUCGGAAACAUUACUACGACGAUCGCCGAGAAACUGUCAAUUAUCGCUUCGGAUAUCCAUUUGCCGCUGCAACAGCAGAACGUCGUCACUCGGACCCACACCGCGGGCGUGACCAUCCAAUGGACCGUGUUCCCGUACACUCUGAUCCUCAUGGCGGCCCUGAUCCUGGUGUUGGGCAUCGCUGGCAUAAUUUACAUAUGCGUGUCCUGGUCGAGGUACAAGGCGUACAAGGAGAGGAUGGCCCGAAUGUACGUUACGCAACGGUACGACCCGGUGUUCAUCGAGCCGAACAUGAAGGAAUACGAGGUACAGGUGCUUCAAAUGAGCGUGCCGAUCGACGACAACGACAGCUACAACGACUUGCAACUGGAUUUUAGCCGCAAAAAUCACACGUUCAGUAUGGACAACGUCGGAUACAUCACCAAAGAGAACGUCGACAGCAUCGACGGACACAGCCCCGUGAGCUCGGAAGCGGCGACCACGGCCAGGACGUCGAGCAUGGGCCGCGGCAUGUCAAACGGCACUAGCACGUUCGGCCGGACCAACAUGGCGUUCGACCCGGCGGACGACGCCGAGUCCGUGGCCGCGGCGGCCGUCAUCAGUCCCACCAACGACAACGUGACGUUCCGGGAGAAGAAGGAGUUCGGACGUCCCGCCAUCCACAACGGCAACGGGCUGACGACGUUCAACCGGAAGGACGUGGAGGUCACCACCGAACUGUGAUCGAGCCCCCCGACCACCCGUCGUCCGCGCACACGAACGCGUAUUUUAUAGCAUUAUAUAUUAUUAUUAUUACUAUGUACAACUGAUAACAGAUAAAAAUACGAUGUUGUUAUCGCGUCUAGUCCCCGCGGUCCCCAAACCCCCACCCAUGAAACAAUAUUUUAAACCCUAUCCCCUAAACUGCGGUCACUGUGAUAACAUCGUUUUUGUAUAUAUUAUAUAAUAUUUAUGUAUAGAUAGAGGCUAUAGGUAUGUACAUGUAUACACUUCCUCCCCACCCUAUAACUAAAUGCAACGAAUAUUGUUUUUUUUAUACAUACACGUGAACCUAUAAUUACCCUUUAUUAGUGUAUGAAACGAUUAAUUUUGUCAACGCGAAUUCACCCCACCGGCCAUUUCCCCGGUUUCUAAUAUGUAAGGUACCACCUAAAUCGGUGUUACAUCAUAAUAUUAUAAUUUACAAGGCGAUUCUUUUAUCGGAGAACAAUCAUUAUUUCAAAAACUUUAUAGAUGUCAACGUUUUUGAUAAUAUUUUUAAGACGUUACAAAAUAACAUUUUUGGAAAAAAAAUUCUACCUACGACCCACCUUUUUUUCGCUAUCGCUUUUAAAUUUUCGUACAACAUACAUUUUUAUUUCGUUUUCCGAAACACAAUAUUUUUACACUUUGGAGUACCCUAGUGGUAGUUCGAUGCAUAAAUAUUGAAUUUUGGACGAGUGAUGAGUUAUAACUCUAAAUAUUUACAACUAUUAAACCUACCAGCAGGAAUUCGAUUUUUUAUAGCAUAGAAAUAUUAGACUUUGGAUGAAAAUGUAUGUUGUGAUUCAAAAUAGACGCGGUAAAAAAUGUUGUUUUUUAACGAUUUAAAUUACCUAUUAAAAAAUAAUAAAUAGAUAACAGGUAAUGAUUUUGAAAUAGUGAAUGUUACUUGAUAUAAUAAGAAUCGUACAGUAUAAUAUAAUAUGCGUUGAGAUUGAACACUUUGUUACCAAACAUCUGAGCGUUAAUAAAUUAACCUAUAGCCAACGUAGGUCCAUAUAUCCAAUCCACGUGACCUAUAUUAAUCUACGCUUGAUAAACGGUAGUAGUAAUAUUAAUAAUAAGCUAUGAUCGGUCGUCACUCGUCAGAUAAGGCCGAAUAUCGAUCACCGAGGCAAUUUACCUGUAGUGUAAGACAAAGAGAGGCGAUAGAUUUUUCUUAUAAAUUGAAAUGAUUCG
Myzus persicae (green peach aphid) is the source of this 6244-nucleotide messenger RNA. It is a transcript of the gene Cad99C, whose product is annotated as cadherin-99C. Lineage: Eukaryota; Metazoa; Arthropoda; Insecta; Hemiptera; Aphididae. Gene Ontology annotation, molecular function: cadherin binding; calcium ion binding. Gene Ontology annotation, biological process: homophilic cell-cell adhesion. The record is from RefSeq and is a predicted model, not a curated record. The coding region runs from base 284 to 5026 and encodes 1580 amino acids. Gene Ontology annotation, cellular component: plasma membrane; catenin complex. The transcript is spliced from 24 exons.